This is a messenger RNA of Vespa crabro (European hornet), 1973 nucleotides long. It is a transcript of the gene MTPAP, whose product is annotated as poly(A) RNA polymerase, mitochondrial. Gene Ontology annotation, molecular function: poly(A) RNA polymerase activity. The record is from RefSeq and is a predicted model, not a curated record. Bases 193 to 1950 code for a protein of 585 amino acids. NCBI's taxonomy places the organism in Eukaryota, Metazoa, Arthropoda, Insecta, Hymenoptera, Vespidae. The transcript is spliced from 8 exons. Gene Ontology annotation, biological process: mitochondrial mRNA polyadenylation.
UUCAUUCAUGUGUAAUUUAUACGUCGAUCAUUUUCAGAUUGAAAAAUGUUCAUUUUCAAAGUUUAUUCCUUUAAUAGUUAAGAAAUAUUUUAAUAAUGUAUAUUCGUAAUAAAAUAAAGUGAAAUAUAAUACGGGUUGUACAUAAUCGUAUCUAUAAAGAAAUUGUAACGUGUGUAAAUUUUGUUAUUUAAAAUGGCAUUGUAUCGUGUUAAUAUGAAUGUAACACCCUUGAUUUAUAAUACUUAUUAUAAAUUCUGUAUUAAUAUGAGCAAAUUGGAUUUUCCAACUGGACAAUCAACAAUAAAAAAUAGACAAUUUCCAUUAAAAUAUAUGUCUACACAGAGGAAUGGUUCAUUGAAGAAAACCAUCUCAGAAAUGUCUCAUUUGCAAGAAUACAUAACAAUGAGAAAAUCUCAAGCAUUAAGAAGUAUAUUAGUUCAAAUUGAAUCAAUGAAAUCAUACAAAGAUCUUAUAUCUUAUUGUUAUCAAUUUGGCACAGUGGCAAAUGUAUAUUGUUAUACGUUACCAAAACAACAUCAAUUCGUACUACUUGAAUUUAAACAAUUAAAAAGUGUUCAGGAUAUCUACGAAAAUGCAACAUUUAUAGAUAAUUAUAUUCCUAGUAGAACAAAUGUUCUAUGGUUUCGUAAGGUAUCAAAGAACAAUGUGAAGCUACAGUAUAAAUGUUCUUUACCGAUGUCUAAACCUCUAUUAUUCAAAGAGGACAUUAUUAGAGAUUUAAUCGCAUCUUCAUCUUCGAUAUCAGACCAAAUGGUAACUUUAUAUAAUGGAUAUAAAUUAGACGAAUUAGAAAUAAGAUUAAAAUUUCAAACUAUUGUUCAAUUAGAACAUUCUUUUGCCAGUUUAUUUCCAAAUAUAAUUAUACAUCCCUUUGGAUCUUUUAUAAAUGGUUUUGGAAAAAGGCUGUCUGACCUUGAUUUGAUUCUUUUUAUAGAUGGUCUUAAAGUAGAAAAUUUAUCAAGUAGACUGGUAUUUCAUGGAAAAUCACCUAUAAUAAAUGAAAAAGACCACAUGUAUGUACUUAUGGGAUUAAUAGCAGAUACAAUGAAAUACAUUAUACCUGGUAUAUGUAACGUAAGAAAAAUUUUUAAUGCAAGAGUUCCCAUAAUCAAAUUUCACAACUUGUUCACAUACACAGAGUGUGACUUAAGUAUGAGUAAUAUCAUUGCCACAUAUAUGUCAGAGGUACUAUUUUUAUAUGGUGAAAUAGAUAGUCGAGUGAAACCACUUAUAUUUACAAUUCGAAAAUGGGCAAAAGAUAAUAAAUUAACGAAUAUCCAUCCAGGAAAAACAAUUACAAAUUUUUCAUUGACUCUAUUAGUAAUAUUUUAUUUACAAAAAAUGAAGGUAUUACCUGUCAUAAGUAAGAUGACAACCUAUUCAGAAAUAACAAAUGAAUAUAAAAAUAAUCUAAAGAAUGUAUAUAUGCAUUAUUCAUCAAAUGAUUCAAUAUCAUAUACGAGUAAUAAUGCAAAUUUAGAAAGUCUUUUAAUAGACUUUUUUCAAUUUUAUAUUGAUUUUAAUUUUAAAGCAAACCAAAUUUGUUUGCAAACAGGUAUUGCAAUUGAAUUGAUGCACGAUUCAGCAAUGUAUAUACGUAAUCCAUUUGAAGAAGAGUUAAAUGUUAGUAAAAAUGUUAGUUUUAAUGAAGUUCAACGGAUAAAAACAUUAAUGUCAAUAGCAAUUACCAAUCUUCGAAAUACUCAACAUUUAAAAUCAAAAAAAUGGGGUAUUCUAUCUAUAUUAAAUUUUCCUGAAGCACUAAGUAACAGUAUUAAUGUAUCAGAAAUACUUGAUAAAGAAGUGAAUAAGAUAGAAACUAAAGAUAAUCAAAUGCUCCAAAGUCCUGAAGAAAAAAAUGUUAGUAAUACAUUAAGUACAAACAUUACGGAUGUUACUACCAAUAAAAAUAUUGUAUCUCAAAAAUAAAAUAAAUCUAAAUAUUGUUAAUA